Bombus pyrosoma is the source of this 3962-nucleotide messenger RNA. RefSeq lists its product as uncharacterized. NCBI's taxonomy places the organism in Eukaryota, Metazoa, Arthropoda, Insecta, Hymenoptera, Apidae. The record is from RefSeq and is a predicted model, not a curated record. The transcript has 3 exons. The coding region runs from base 2904 to 3287 and encodes 127 amino acids.
AAAGGAAGCAAUAGUGACGAUGCAUUAAGGAAUUCGAAAAAUAUUUGUCUUGUUAUCAAUGUGCAGUUCAAUAGCAUUCUUCCAUUUUUUUUCUUAAUCUUUAUAUUUUUCUGUUUUUCUUUUUCGGAGUCUUACCAUGUAUUUAUAUUUCUUAAAUUAUCACAAUCAAAAUAAUAUCAUUACUGUUAAGUCAUAAGUUAUUAAUGUUAACAAAUUCUCUAUUUGACCUAGAAUUGUAAAAUUCUAAAACUAUAAAAUAGUUUUAUAAUGUUUAGAGAUGUCUUGAGAUUUUUCGAAAAUCGACUUGCUACGAAAUAUACAAAACAUUCCAUCAGCAGACUUAUGAUGACCUUCGAUCAUUUUAAUUUUUACGAGCAUCAUCUUGGCAAGUCUAUAACUUCUUUUUAUGUAACGAUUGCUUCUAUGUGUGGCAAUCAUUGCACUACCGUCUUAUUUAUUCCUUGUGCAACGAUUUAUUUUUAAACAUAAGCAUCUGCCACGAACACAUAGGGUGCUAGCACGAGAGGAGUCGAUGAUACUAAAUUCCCGAAAAGCUUCCGCGUUUUUAUUCGUUUUCGGUAUAUCUAAUCUAUUCUACGAAUCAUCAAAACGUCGUUUCACAGUUCAUUCGUUAGUAAUCCAGCAUUUUUCCUACCAAGUAAGCUGAUUCACCCCUUAAUCAUCGUAAUGUGUCUCAAAAAUCAAAACAUUCAUCAAAGGAGAAGAACUUUGUACUUACUUACUCUAUUUUCAGAGUCAGAAAUAUACUGGUUGAGAGAAUAACUAAUGCACUCGCGAUUAUUAAGAGAAGCUUAUUAUCGAACAGAUCGCCUCGUCAUCGCACUACCAAUCUGUUAUUUUCUACAAACGACGGAUCCAACAUCAAGGUUCUAUGGACCAAGGUCAAAUAGCGACAUCUCCGUGAUUAAAGAGCAAAACUCAUCGAAGCUUAUAUCCUUCGUUAUUUAUAUCUUUUUUCUUUCUUUUAUAAUCUGUUCGUUCACCGAAACGAGUUUCUCUAAUAAUAACGUUCAUAAAUGGUCCCAUUUUGAAAUACAGUAGAAUCUCGCGUAUUCAACCAGACCGAGGGACAAAACAGAUUCGAACAGACUGGCAUGGCAAUGAGUAGUUUCGAUAACAGAAGUUUGCUAGCUUCCAAUUUUUGCUUUUUUAUUAAUUCGGAUAAUAGCAGCUGACGUUUGUAAAAAUAAAGUCGAACGGUUGUUUCCGCGUUACGUUUAAUUGGUCCUUGUUUAACGCACAGAAUUUAUUUUCAGUACAAACUGAUGAUCACAUAUGAAGGCUACGAGAGAAUAACUGCUCACAGCAGUUUUAAAAUUUAGUAUUGUUAUAAAAAUUCUACUGUUACAGAGUUAAACGUACAUUUUUCUAUUCUCUUAAUAUUCCUAAAAUAUCAUUGCUCCCAUCAGAAUGUUCAAACGUUGUUUAUCUCAACAGUUAUAUUUCUGUCUAAGAUUCUACACGAUUUCGUCAACUAUAUGUUUCAAUAUAUUUUCAAUUUUAUCUAUUUCGUAUUGAACUAUUCCUUUCUAAUCACAAAGUAAAACAAAAAUCAACAAAAAUGUACUCAUGUUUUCUUCCCGUGAUUGAAUUGAUCUCAAAUAUCAAUAUACAUAUAUAAUCAUUACAGUGGAUGUUUCAUUACAGUGUUGAUGAAAUUUGAAAAUGUAUUGUACAACGCUUACGACAGAGGAUAUAAAAGUUUUCUGAAAUUGAACAUUAAUUUGUAUAAACACAGCGCAAGUAUAGUCGAGGUUCCACUGUACUCGAGUAUUCGGGUCGAAUGGAAUUGUUGAUCCAUAUCGAUCGCGAUCACAGCUAGUGGGUCAAAACUAGGGAACCUGUUAUGCGAUUGAGUUCCAUAGGAUGCACGCAUCGGUGAUCUUGUCGCCCGUGAGUUCACUGAAACGAGAAACGUUCGCGCGAGGUUCAAAGUCACGGUUAGGAUCGAUCGAAUCUCAAUUAUUUCCCAAGUGAAUUAUACUUCUACAGGUCGUGUGUCGGCAUGAUUGGACGAGCGAAACGGUGAAUCAAGCGCCGGUCACUUUCUUCCGAGAAGAAUCGGUCAAUGAAAAGGAAACGGAAUGCCUUAUGGGUUGCGGUUAAUUAGAUAUGUAGCUGGAGUCAUGGUUUAUGGGAAGGUUCACGCAAAGUCUAUGAUCAGUGGUAGUUAGCGUGACUCGUGGUCAAAGGACAAUUAGCAUGACUUGGUGAUAAAUAGACUUAAUAGACUGCGGAUUUUUAUGCGUUCAUGGAGGAUUUAAAAGUGCGAAAGUGCACAGUAUACGCGUAACAUGCAGCGAUAUAUAACAUUUCCAAAGUAGAAGACUCGUUAUGGUAUUACUUAAUUACUUUCUAAUAAAAAUAUGAAUUUAUAUAAAAAUCCGUCGUUUAGCUGCAAAGCCCAAGGAGUUCUGUUUCCUUGUGUGAAAAUUGUGUUAUUUUAACUCGCCAUUUUAGAAUGGAACGAGGGUACAGAAUAGUAAUCUUAUAAUAAUAUGCAAUUCUAUUGUGUGGUAAUUUAAUCAUUUCAGCAUCACAUGCAUAAUAACGUUUUGAAUUUUCAGAAUUCAUCUUCAUUACUAUUUUCCUUGUGGAGGGUUUUUUGCUAAAUUGGACAUUAAAAUUGUUUUAAUUAUCGGAGAAUACACAGGAUAUUAUAACACUUUGGCCAGUGAUUUGGUUUUCCUUGAAAACUCGACAAGGUUGCCUAUCCUAAUUCUUACUGAAAUUUUGUCCAGCUUUUGUAUUUCAUUUUGAGGAAAUUAACUAAAUAAUAUGCAAAUAAUUGAUAAAAGCAAGAAGGUAAGAUGUAACCAUAAUACUAGAUAUGAAAACGAUUAUAAGAAUUUUCCCUUAAAAGAUUGAAUGACAUCUUGCUGAUGAAAUUUCUGAUUAUAGUGACCUCGUUUUUAAUAGUAAACACUCUGACGUAUAGCCUUCUCGGAAAUGCAUCUGGAACAAUUUUGGUGUAUAAAAAGUGCAUUCGGAGCGCUCAACAAAUAGCUACUACACAGGCGCGUAUAACCUGUUUAGGGUUCGAAUCGCGUGUUUUCAGAGAAGACGGAUCGGUCAAAGUGGCGUCUGGUCUCUCAAGGUCUAGAAACGCUGAAAAAUCCGCUCUUUAUUCGGAGCCGGUCGAACAAUUUGGACAUCCAAGAGGCAGGAGAUGCCUAUGGGAAAAGACGCCAAAGACACCAGUCACCAAAAAUUCUAUCUCGGUGACGAUCAAAAUUCAUCCACAGGAUAAACUUGUUUUCUCAUAACGAAAACCCAUGACGACGAGGUAAAUUCCAUGCCUAUAAAGAUUACCAUCGCUCCUUUCCAUUCAGUGUCAAUGAUUCAAACCUGGAUCACGCUUCCGCGUCUUACGAAUCUCGUAAUAAACUCGACGCGAGCUGGUUCCAGGAACGGCGUGAUUUUUAUGAAUGAACGUAAGCGGAGUAAGCGUGGUUGCGAGAGCGUGUGUGUCACGCGUGAAUGGGCCACUCCUUCCAACGCCCUCGUAACACAAUCGUAUAGUAUAGACACUUCUGCUCAAAAGUAUUCGAACACAACUAUCUGCGUACUGUAUAUAAUUUUUGCCUUUAAACGUACACGCGAUAUUAUUUAUGUAAAUAUCGUAGUUAUGUAAAUAUCAAAGUUAAAGACGCGAGGAAAUGUUUAACGUAAAAUAAUAAGACGUUCGAUUCGACGAGGGAAAUUAAAUAAAUGUUUUAGAAAAACACGUACAUUCUUUUAUAGAAAAUACAAAAGGUCGGUCGGUUUUCAACUUUGAAAAAUGUUUAAAUCAAAGUUGAAAUAUUUACAUAUGGAAAUAUCGAACUUCUUCACGACAAAUCCUCUCUUAGUUUCAAUGAUUGGCGGUAGCGCGUUAAGUAUGCGAAAGAUCACGUGGAAGAUAAACUAACGAGCAAGAAUUGUACUUAUUGACUUUUGAA